GAUAGCGGAAACCAGCUGUCAGAAGCCGGAAAAUAGUCGGAUUAGCAAAGUAGAACAUCCCAAAACUGACAACAGCGGAUUUUAAUGUUUCGAUGAAAGCUUGAAAGGACUACAUUUAACAACAGAUAUCUCUGUUUGCCCGCUGACUAGCCCAUUGAUCAGCAAAAUGAGCAGCCAAGGAACAGUGGAGAGCGGUAAAGCUCCAAAGAUUGGCUCUAUGGUGGAGGUGACUGGUAAAGGCCAGCGUGGUACCGUCGCCUACAUCGGUGCUACGCUGUUUGCCUCAGGUAAAUGGGUGGGGAUCAUCCUGGACGAGCCCAAAGGAAAGAAUGACGGCACGGUGCAAGGGAAGCGCUACUUCACCUGUGAGGAAAAUCACGGAAUAUUCGUCAGAUCAUCCCAGAUCCAAGUCAUUGACGAUGGCUCGGCUGCCACCUCACCAGAAACCCCUGAGUCCACCCUGGCAAAGAUACUCAAACAAAAAGAAAUCCCUGAGACCCCCAGAACAACAAAGCAGACCCCAAGCAACAUUAAGAAGUCCUCUACCCGCCGCUCUGCAAAGUGGAGCACGCCACGCCUCACGCCUGCUACCUCACUCCCCUCCCUCCUGGUGCGUCCCAGCCGCAUCAGUCUGCCGCUAAGGGCAUCUCGUGAGAGCCUUUCUGCUUCUCUGUCUGGAGAUGUCAGCGAGGGGAGCCUGUCCUCCCAGCAGGGGGCGCUGGGUGCCCCAGUUACUCCUCAGCCAAGCGGAUCUCCUGCAGCCCUGGCUCCUCAAACCCCAGCUCCUCCCAGCAAGGUGGAACCUGCCCCGACCAAGCAGGAGGAAGAGUCCCUGCGAGCUCAAGUCAAGGACCUGGAGGAAAAACUGGAGACUCUGAAGAUGAAACGAACCGAGGAUAAGGCUAAGCUGAAAGAACUGGAAAAGCACAAGAUCCAGCUGGAGCAGCUGCAGGAGUGGAAGACCAAAAUGCAGGAGCAGCAGGCUGAGCUGCAGAAGCAGCUCAAAGAGGCCAAAAAGGAGGCCCGGGAAGCGCAGGAAGCCAAGGACCGCUACAUGGAGGAGAUGGCAGAUACUGCUGACGCUAUAGAAAUGGCAACGCUGGACAAGGAGAUGGCUGAAGAGCGAGCGGAGUCGCUGCAAGUUGAGGUGGACUCGCUGAAAGAGAAAGUAGAGGAGCUCUCCAUGGACCUGGAGAUCCUGAGGCAUGAGAUUUCAGAGAAAGGCACAGAUGGAGCUGCUUCCAGUUAUCAGGUGAAACAGCUGGAGGAGCAGAACAGCAGGCUGAAGGAGGCGUUGGUCAGGAUGCGGGACCUGUCUGCAUCAGAGAAACAGGAACAUGUGAAGCUGCAGAAGCAAAUGGAGAAGAAGAAUGCAGAGCUGGAGACUCUGAGGACCCAGAAGGAAAAACUGCAGGAGGAACUUAAACAGGCUGAAUCCACUAUUGAUGAACUGAAGGAGCAGGUGGAUGCAGCUCUGGGGUCAGAGGAGAUGGUGGAGACGCUGACUGAGAGGAACCUGGACCUCGAAGAGAAAGUCAGAGAGAUGAGGGAGACGGUCACUGAUUUGGAAGCCAUCAAUGAAAUGAACGACGAGCUGCAGGAAAAUGCCAGAGAGACAGAAAUGGAGCUGAGGGAGCAGCUGGACCUGAGCACUGCCAAGGUUCGGGAAGCAGAAAAAAAGGUGGAAGCUGCUCAGGAGACUGUGGCUGAUUACCAGCAAACCAUCAACAAGUACAGAGAGCUCACUGCUUCGCUUCAGGAAGCCAACAGGGAGCUGAUCAGUCAACAGAGUGCAAACACUGAGCAGACUCAGCAGCCGCCUGCAGAGCUGUUCGACUUCAAGAUUAAGUUUGCUGAAACUAAAGCGUAUGCAAAGGCUAUUGAGAUGGAGCUGAGGAAAAUGGAAGUGGCUCAGGCAAACAGACAGGUUUCCCUGCUCACCUCCUUCAUGCCGGACUCCUUCCUCCGUCAUGGCGGCGACCACGACUGCAUCCUGGUGCUGCUGCUCAUUCCCAGGCUCAUCUGUAAGGCUGAACUGAUCAGUAAACAGGCCCAUGAGAAGUUUGACCUGAACAGCAGCCUUGCUCAGGGAACGGCGCUCAGAGGACCACCAGGAGAGCAGCGCAGCUUUGCUUCAGGACUGGUCUACUCCCUCAGUCUGCUUCAGGCCACUUUGCACAAAUACGAGCAGGCUAUGAACUCCUGUAGCGUAGAGGUUUUUAAACACAUGGGCACACUUUACUCUGAAAUGAGCUUCCAUGAGCGCUCGCUGGAUUAUUUCAUUGACCUGCUGCAUAAAGAUCAGCUCGAUGAGACCGUUCAGGUGGAGCCGCUGACCAAGGCCAUCAAAUACUAUCAGCAACUGUACGGCGUCCAUUUGGCAGAUCAGGAGGAGGACUGCACCAUGCUGCUGGCUGAUCACAUCAAGUUUACCCAGGGUGCCCUUGAUUGUAUGGGGGUGGAGGUGGCUCGUCUGCGGGCGUUUCUGGCACCAGGCCAGGAGAGCUCCAGCCUCGCUGUCCUGCUGAAGGACCUGGACACUUCCUGCUCAGAUAUUAGGCAGUUCUGCAAGAAGAUCCGCCGUCGCAUGCCUGGAACGGACGUAGCUGGAGUCCCUGCUGCUCUCAGCUUCGCAUCACAGGUGUCUGAGUCGCUGACUGAGUGCAGGCGACAGCUGACCCGAGUGGUUGCUGUACUGCAGGAGGUGGCUGCAGCGGGGGCUCAGAUGAUGGCUCCGCUGGUAGAACAAGAUGGCCUCAAUGCUCUCAGACUGGAGGACACUGUAUGUAAGGUGGUGGAGCAGGUGUACGUCUCCCAGGGUGUGAACGGCCCUGAGCUCCUGCGACAGUCCUGCAGCUCUGUCAUCACAACCAUGAACAAGAUGGCUACAGCAAUGCAGGAAGGAGAGUAUGAUGCUGAGAAACCCAGAGGAAAGACUCCCCCAGUGGAGAUGAGAGCCGCCACAGUCAGAGCUGAGAUGACCGACGCAGAGGGUCUGGGAGUAAAACUAGAAGACAGAGAAACCGUCAUCAAGGAGCUCAAGAAGUCCCUCAAAAUUAAGGGUGAGGAGCUAAGUGAAGCCAACGUCCGCCUCAGCCUUUUGGAGAAGAAGCUGGACACCUCCACCAAAGACGCAGAUGAACGUGUGGAGAAGAUUCAGACCAAACUGGAUGAGAGCCUUGCUCUGCUGAAGAAGAAAGAAAAGGAGUUUGAGGAGACCAUGGAUGCCUUGCAGGCAGAUAUUGACCAGCUGGAGGCAGAAAAGGCAGAGCUUAAACAGCGCAUCCAUAAUCAGUCAAAGAUGACGAUUGAAGGCCUUAGAGCUCCCCCCGGUGCUGGAAUCAGCUCUAUUGUUCAGGGAUCGGCAGGAGGAGGUCUGCCUCCAUCCCUGGCAGGACAAACACAGGUGGUGGACUCCCCUCUCCUCAGGCAGCAGGUUGAGGUCCAGAGACUGGGCAUUAAAUACCUGAAGAAUGAAAACAACAGACUGAAGGCAGAGAAGAUAAAGGCUCAGCUGGCAUCCCUGCCUCCACUCUGCCCUCCAAAACUCCCACAGGUGUCCAAAGAAAGCUCCACACCUCCAGAGGGACUGAACACAGGGAUCUACCGUAGGACCGACCAGCUGCUCGCCACACUGCUAAAGCUGAGUGCUGAAAUGAAGGUGGUGGACAUCACAGGAAAGACAGCAGUCAGUGCCAGCUCCCAACUGCUGGAACAGACGGCUCGUCUAAAGAACCUCAAAGACGCCCUGGACAAACUGCAGGGUGAGGUUGCUGAACAUGUGGUUUCAACCCAGCCUGGAGCAAGAGCUUCCUCCGACUUCGCCACGUUCCCGUUGUCGUCCUUCGUUAAGGCUAAGGAAGAGAAACAAGGUGGGACAGUGUUUGUGGGUCGUGUUGCCCUCCCUUGCACCCGAGGUCAGGAACAAGUCCACCGCCUCGUCCUGUCCCAGCAGCAGCUGCAGAAAGUCCACAGUCUCCUCAUGGUCUAAGAGUUUCUAAAGACCCUCCCAUUCCACCCAACACUUUAACUUUCUCGCCUCUCUUCACUACUACACUCAGGAACUGUGUCCUGUUAGCACAAUGUGUCGGCACUAUUACUCUUUCCUAAUUUAACACCAGACUCCAGAAUGUCACAUUAUGAAGACGUCAUGUAUUCCAACCUUUCUUUUUUCACCUUGCUGGUUUUGGCAACUAAAGUAAUUAUUCCUUAGCUCUACAGAGUUUUAACCUUUGUACGACAUUUGUAAUGACUCUGAAUAUGAAAUAAACAUUUCUC
This is a messenger RNA of Cyprinodon variegatus (sheepshead minnow), 4278 nucleotides long. RefSeq names its product dynactin subunit 1-like. Gene Ontology annotation, molecular function: microtubule plus-end binding. The transcript is spliced from 32 exons. The coding region runs from base 167 to 3991 and encodes 1274 amino acids. NCBI's taxonomy places the organism in Eukaryota, Metazoa, Chordata, Actinopteri, Cyprinodontiformes, Cyprinodontidae. Gene Ontology annotation, biological process: cytoplasmic microtubule organization. Gene Ontology annotation, cellular component: microtubule plus-end; cytoplasm; nucleus. The record is from RefSeq and is a predicted model, not a curated record.